AUGUCAGCCACACCUUGUGGCCUUCGCUUGGUCGUCUAUCGUCCGCUGAAACUUGUAUCUGCUUUCCCUGAUUAUGUGUCCUUCCGGCACUUCUCAUCUACUCGCUCUUGUCUGGCAGAAGAGAGGCUCUCGAAUACGCCGCAGAGCCUGCCUAUCUCUGAGGAAACAGAGAAUGCUAAAACAAAUCGUGAAAAGAAUAAAGAAGCCGUGUCGCUUCGCCAGAAACUGUAUCGCGCCAGGCACCCAGGAGCCCGUGAAGAAUAUAUGAGAGAGUACUAUCAAAACAACAAGGAUCGACUCAAAUCAUACUAUGCCGAUAAGCCAGAGGCCCGCAAAGCAGUCCGCCAAAGGUUCUACCAACAACACAGAGAAAGACUUCGGGCUCAGCAAAACCAAUAUCGUGCCGAUAAUGCAGAUGCAAUCAACGAAAGGAAUCGAGCAAAGUAUCAGGAGAACAAAGAGGCAAUGCAGGAGUACUAUCGGCAAUACCGUUCUCGCAACCCUGAACGGCAAAAAAUUGCCACCGAAAAGUACUACGAAAAGCACAAGGAGGCUACCAGAAGUCACCAACGUCAGUAUCAGCGUCAGUAUCGUCAACGACUGAAGGAAGCCACAGCUGAAGAGAGAGCUGAAAAGAAAGCUGAGCGCGAGAGGCUGCGUGCACUGGCGAGAGCUGAGCGUGACGAGCAGAAAAGGCGUCUCGCACAAGAAAGAGCUGCGAUGAAGAGUGAUCAAGCCGCAGCAAGGAAAGCCGAGCGGGAAAGACUGCGUACUGAAGAGAAAGCUCAGCGUGCAAAGGCCAGAGACGACCGUGCUCAGCAAAGAAGACGUCUGGCAGAAGAGCAAGCCGUGAUAAACAAACAAAGAGUCGCAGCACAGAAGUCCGAGCGCGAGAGACUGCGCGUCAAAGAGGAAGCUCAGCGUGCACAGGCGAGGAUUGAGCGUGCUGAGCAGAAGAGGCUGUUCGCAGAGAAAAAAGCUGCGAUCGCUGGCGAACGAGUCGAACGUCUCGCAGAGAAAGAAAAAUCAAUAAGCGACCGAGUCACCUUGCUUCGGCAGAUCGCAAGACAGAAGAGGCUUGACGGCUCGAAACCGGAAGGUGGACCAUAG
Aureobasidium melanogenum CBS 110374 is the source of this 1110-nucleotide messenger RNA. RefSeq lists its product as uncharacterized. The transcript has a single exon. Bases 1 to 1110 code for a protein of 369 amino acids. NCBI's taxonomy places the organism in Eukaryota, Fungi, Ascomycota, Dothideomycetes, Dothideales, Saccotheciaceae. The record is from RefSeq and is a predicted model, not a curated record.